Laccaria bicolor S238N-H82 is the source of this 417-nucleotide messenger RNA. RefSeq names its product STE3-like pheromone receptor (gene Lbrcb6). Bases 1 to 417 code for a protein of 138 amino acids. The record is from RefSeq and is a predicted model, not a curated record. Gene Ontology annotation, cellular component: membrane. The transcript is spliced from 2 exons. Lineage: Eukaryota; Fungi; Basidiomycota; Agaricomycetes; Agaricales; Hydnangiaceae. Gene Ontology annotation, molecular function: mating-type factor pheromone receptor activity. Gene Ontology annotation, biological process: G protein-coupled receptor signaling pathway.
AUGGCCGUCGAACUAGCUGCCUUGUCCUUCGUCUCCGUCGUACUCCUCAGUGUGUUUAUCCCGGUCAAGCGCGUACGCACAAGUGUUCCUAGCCUAGCCAUUCUGAUAUGGCUCAUUGGAUGCAAUCUUGUGCACGGGAUCAACGCGCUUAUAUGGGCUGGUAACGUCAAUGUCCAAGUUGUGGUGUGGUGCGACAUCGUGACAAAACUCGUGUUGGGCGCCAACGUUGCGUUGCCUGGAGCAUUUUUAUGCAUUUCACGCCACCUAGAGUUGAUAUCCUCUAAGAGGAAAAUCGAGACUGACUUGAAAAUUAUACGAUACCGGACGCUUUUAGAGUUUUUAUUCUGUUAUAUCAUCCCCGUAAUCUACAUGGCCCUACGUGCGUGGUUUCUCCCUCUUCCUGGCACCGCCAACUGA